Molecule: messenger RNA, 1979 nt
Organism: Fundulus heteroclitus (mummichog)
Lineage: Eukaryota; Metazoa; Chordata; Actinopteri; Cyprinodontiformes; Fundulidae
Gene: fas
Product: Fas cell surface death receptor
Exons: 9
Coding region: 203-1123 (306 amino acids)
Biological process (GO): extrinsic apoptotic signaling pathway in absence of ligand; activation-induced cell death of T cells; negative regulation of apoptotic process
Cellular component (GO): external side of plasma membrane; CD95 death-inducing signaling complex; membrane raft
Molecular function (GO): tumor necrosis factor receptor activity; protein binding
Source: RefSeq, a predicted model, not a curated record
CACAUCCGCAUGUCUACGCUUUAACAAAAGACAAAAUACCUUAGAAAAAAAAUAUGCGUCAUUAAACAAAUUCUUUUUCUAUAGAAAACGAAAGUAAGAGUCGGGGGGAAAGCUAAAUGACGUAGAAUCCCGGAAGUUUACGGACUAGUAUCUACUUGUUUCCCAAACGUAGCAGACGACGGUCGCCUCACGCAGGAUCUCUAUGGCUUUUAGUUUAACUUUAUUGCUUUUUUUCUGCCUCGCAAACGUUUCGGUUCUGCGGGCCUCGCCGGAACCAGAGGUCCGACGGAUCCGCGUCAGAAGGCAGGGAUGUCAAGACGGCGUCUACGAGCAUGAAGGCAGAUUCUGCUGCCUGUGUGCGGCUGGUCAGAAGGUGCUGGAGCACUGCCCCUCAAACGCGACCCGUGGACAAUGUGACUAUUGUGAACCAGGGGUCACCUAUAACUCUGAGCCCAAUUCCAAGGAGUCCUGUGAGCUCUGCACAUCCUGCGAUCAUACAAACGCUAAUUUAGAAGUAGAUGCACCCUGCACCACUUCCCGAGACACAACGUGUAAGUGCAAGGAGGGUCACUUCUGCCCCAGUGGCACACGGACCUGUAAAAUCUGCCAGCCCUGUAAGACAUGCGAUCUCUACGGCGUUAAAGAGCCCUGUUCAGCCACUAGCGAUGCAGUUUGCAACGAGAAACCUGAAGGUUUAAAAGGCGGUCAAAUUGCCGGCAUCCUGAUUGGAGUUUUGCUCCUCGCUGGUUUGGCCGCGUCAAUAGUGUUCAGAAAGCGAAUAAAGAAGGUACUACCAUGUUGGAGCGACUCGGCAAGCAUCCCUGCGCCUGUGCGUGAGCCGCUUCUUCCAGUGGACAUGGAGCCUCACCUAGCUGACGUGGCGGAUAUAGUCGGAUGGAACGAUAUGGUGGCGAUAGCGACGGCUAGUGAGAUGUCAAGGGCCAUUGAAAAUGUGAAGCUCAGCAACCCGCAUAAUGCUGAAUUGUGGACCAUGGAGCUACUGAGUCAAUGGGUGGAGAAGAAGGGCAGGAAUGCCUCAGUGGAGCUGGUCGAAGCCCUUGAAAGGAGAUCAAAAUUAGCAAAAGCACAGAAGGUCAUAGAGAAAUUGUACAACACUUUCUAAGAGGAGCUCGGCCCAAGCGGGUCUAGAUAUUUUUAAUUGUUUGAGGUGUUGAUGAAAUGUGUGCAUGGAUUGUUUUUGGAAGCUCUCUUUUGAACGUUUACACGAUGGAAAUCAACAAAUGUGAUGAGUUCCGAACGUGCUUUCUUUUAUCUUUAUAUGAACUUGGGGAAAAAAAAUGAAUACAUACACCAUGGUCUUUUUUUUUCUUCUUCUUCUUUGGUUCCUCUACUUUCCGUUACAUGUGUAAAAGAUGAGAAAUAUGUUUUACUCUGAAUGCGCUGGGGGAUUAUGAAAAAAAUGUCAGUUAAAAAAUGUACAAUUAUUUACAAGGCAGAAAAUUGUCAUUCAGUCAAUGUUCUUACAUUUCCAUUUCUCGAUUUAAUAGGUUUCUAGAUUAUUUUAGAGGUUACAAAUAACUUAAAUAAGGGGAAAAACAACAAAGUAAAGACAACAUAAUGCAUCACUGGCAAAUAUAAAUAUGUUAGAUGUAAUGUAAUCUUAUUUUGACAAAACAAAACAAGAAAACUUGCUCAUAAUUUGAUAGUUGGAGGGCCCAUUAUUGGCCCCACCAACCCUCAGCCCCUGCUAUAGUUACCCCCCACCCACCCACCCAUCUUGGCCGUGUUUGUUUGACCAGUCAAGAUGCAGAACUGAAUGAAAAAGGAAUGAUAUUAGAAAGUGGUAAAAUAUGUGGCAAAAUCAGAUUUUGUUAUUUUUCAUCCACAUAUUGUAUUUUUAUACACAUUUCUCAUGUCUGGAUGCACGUUUUCCAGCUGACAUUUGAUAAACUUUGAAUGGUAAACAUAUUUUUGAUAAAGUCUAUUAUGCCUGAAGGUGCUGUAAAAAAAAAAAAAAA